Messenger RNA from Xiphophorus maculatus (southern platyfish), 1868 nucleotides. RefSeq names its product POP4 homolog, ribonuclease P/MRP subunit (gene pop4). Gene Ontology annotation, molecular function: ribonuclease P RNA binding. Gene Ontology annotation, cellular component: ribonuclease MRP complex; ribonuclease P complex. Bases 115 to 789 code for a protein of 224 amino acids. Gene Ontology annotation, biological process: rRNA processing; tRNA 5'-leader removal. NCBI's taxonomy places the organism in Eukaryota, Metazoa, Chordata, Actinopteri, Cyprinodontiformes, Poeciliidae. The record is from RefSeq and is a predicted model, not a curated record. The transcript is spliced from 7 exons.
ACCAAGAAGAAGAAGAAAAAGAAGAAGACGCAAAACAGUGACUUCUUACACUAAGCUAGCGGAGUCGAUGCUCUUGCGUAGAAUCUAGUCUGCAGUCAACCUUAGAAAGCUGCGAUGGAAGAAGCACAAAUUUACAGCAAAAUUCCUCGAGAUCUAGUGAAUCGUCUUGGUGUUGAGCCUCACAACAGCUCUAAAGCUGCAAAGUUUACUGAAGCCCAUCUGAAGCAGUGCACUCAGCAGCCGAGCCGACUGGAUGUGAAGAGCAUGCUGACUCAUAAGGCUGUGCUGCUGGGCUACAGUCGGCCCAAAAGAGACACAGCCAAAACCAGAAACAGGAAGAAAGCCAAAGGACUCAAUGCGCGACAGAAGAGAAUGAUGAAGGUUUUCCACAUCAAGCCUCAACACCAGAGGUAUGAGCUUUUCUUGCCGCUACACCAGCUAUGGAGACAAUAUGUUGUGGACCUGUGUGGUGGACUCAAACCGACGGUGAAUCCACAGAUUGUGCAGCAAAAGCUUCUGAAGGCAGACUUGCACGGAGCCAUCAUCACAGUGGUGCGUUCUAAAUGUCCGUCCUAUGUGGGAACUACAGGGAUUCUCAUGCAAGAAUUCAAACAUGUGUUCAAAAUCAUCACCAAAGAAGACCAGGUCAAAGUGAUCCCAAAGAGGAACAGUGUGUUUUCUGUAGAGUUGGACAGCUUUGUCUCACACAUUUAUGGAAGCAAAAUGGAGUUCCGAGCCAGCGAACGUUCUGCCAAGAAGUUGAAAGUGAAAGGAACUAUAGACCUCUAAAGGCACCCAGCGAUGUCAUCUCUCCUUGCCCCUACUGGAUGAUAAAGGAACUGCACACAUGCCAAGCAUGCAACAGGGCAUGUACUCUACACAAACAGCUUGUGCAGAACUCAGACUGUUCAAUCAAAUCACCUGGCAGUGAAGAGUGUAGACGGUCAUCUGAAUGGUGGGCGGAGCUUCUUCAAAGCAGAGUCACUCAGGAUCCUGGAAGUCAGCUAGCAGGAUCUCAUUCGGGCUGUUACUUGGAGCGCUAAUGGUUCGUUUUUGACAGUCAGGAGUGAGUCUUGAGUGAGAAACAAAGUGGAUCGCUGUCUGAACUCUGGGCCAUUUUCACCCGAAGAGCUCCUAGAGUCUUGAAUCGUCCAGAAUUUGAUCCUUUUUAUUUUUAGAUGCAUUUGGAAAAAUAAAAAGCAAGAUUCUAAAAAUGUAAGCUUUUCUAAAGGAUAAUAAUCUGAAUUUCUGAUAAAUGAAUGUGCAACAGUGCAACUAAUUUUUUUGUUGUUUUUUAAAUCAGUAAUAUAUAACCCAAAUAUAUGGAAAAUAAAAAAGCUCAAUUUCGCAACAUUUUGGGCCCUCAGACCCUUUUAGGUUUUGAAACUAAUCCAGUCCUAAUGUAGCUAAUUAGACUUAAGUGUUCAGCAUGGAGUUCUUUCUGGGUCAUACAGAUAAUAAUAGUAAUGCGAAGAUGGUUUCUAGUUGGGUAUCUAGAAUGUGAUGAAAACUACCUGAGAAAGCUGGAAAUGAAAGUUUGGUUAAGUACAGAAUUUUCAAACUGAGCACAAGCUUCCAUACUGUAGCAUUCUACCUCAAAUAUAAAAAUUCAUACUAUUAUGAAAUGUAAGUUAAACUAAAUGUUUUUUUUCUUCAGAAAUAAAUGACUCACUUCACUGUUUGAUGAAACAGUCAUUUUUUAGUUAACCCUUAGCUAAACCCUUAUCUAAUUCAACUCAAAUCAUCAAACAGCCAAGGUGGGGUAUAAAUACCACUUGAUGAUGCGCACUGUGCUCAUAGCAAAGAUGAUAUUUGGAGAACAUUGACAUCUAGCUGUCAACUACAAAAAUUAAAAUUUUCUGCGUAAA